UUCAACAUCAAAAAUGGCGAAAGAUCACAUCUCUUCUUUACUGGCUGCAGUUUUGACCAUGUUCUAUACCAUUUCUUUAGCAACUGCAGCAAGAUACAGCGUGCUGAAUUAUGGGGCUAUGUCUGAUGGAAGAACUGACUCAACCAAAGCCUUUCUUGCUGCUUGGACACAAGCUUGUGGAUCAACUAAGCCAACCACCUUGUAUGUGCCACGAGGGAAGUUCCUUCUGCGAAACGUAGUGUUUAACGGUCCAUGCAAGAACAAUGCAAUCUUAGUUUUCAUAGCUGGUACCCUUGUGGCUCCUUCAGAUUAUCGAGUUAUUGGUAAUGCAGAAAACUGGAUUUCCUUUCAGUACGUCAAUGGUGUUACAGUUUCAGGUGGAGUUCUCGAUGGGCAAGGUCCUGGUUUAUGGGCUUGCAAGAACUCCGGCAAGAACUGCCCCGGUGGUGCCACGUCGCUGCGGUUUUCCAAUUCAGAUAACAUAGUGGUCAGUGGAUUAACAUCACUGAAUAGCCAAUUGUACCACGUUGUCUUCAAUGGCUGCAACAACGUGAAAGUGCAAGGUGUGACGUUGUCUGCAUCCGGCAACAGCCCCAACACCGAUGGGAUUCAUGUACAAUUAUCAAGUGGGGUUACAAUCCUUAACUCCAGGAUUAGAACUGGUGAUGAUUGUGUCUCAAUCGGCGCCGGAACUGCUAACUUGCGGAUUGAAAACGUAGCUUGUGGCCCUGGCCAUGGAAUCAGUAUUGGGAGCUUGGGAAAGGAUCUUCAAGAGCCUGGUGUAGAGAAUGUGACAGUUAAAACCGUUACAAUUACAGGUACACAGAAUGGGUUGAGAAUCAAGACUUGGGGGAGACCUAGCAGUGGGUUCGUGAGGAACGUACUUUUCCAACAUGUCAUCAUGAACAAUGUUCAGAAUCCCAUCGUCAUUGAUCAAAAUUAUUGUCCGGAUAACGAAAAUUGUCCUGGUCAGGAUUCUGGAGUUAAAAUUAGUGACGUGACAUAUCAAGACGUACAUGGAACAUCAGCAACUAAAGUAGCAGUGAGAUUUGAUUGCAGUAAGAAGAAGCCAUGCACUGGAAUCAAAAUGGAAGAUGUGAAGCUGACUUACAAGAAUCUGCCAGCUGAUGCAUCUUGUAAGAAUGCAGAUGGAACAGCUUUUGGUGUCAUUCAGCCCUCCAGUUGUCUGUAAAUAUACAAGAAAGUAGAAGUUAAAGAUUUAUGGGCUUAUGGCCAGGACCAUGCUUGAUAUUGCGCUUGAGCUUCCCGAUAUUCCCAGCAUAUUCGAUUAUUUGGAGAGGCCAGAUUGCAAUUACCGUGAAAAUGGAAAUUCUUUGUUUUAAUGAUCACAUUAUUAACUGUUUUGCU
Manihot esculenta (cassava) is the source of this 1368-nucleotide messenger RNA. Its product is annotated as polygalacturonase. The record is from RefSeq and is a predicted model, not a curated record. Gene Ontology annotation, biological process: carbohydrate metabolic process. The coding region runs from base 14 to 1192 and encodes 392 amino acids. Lineage: Eukaryota; Viridiplantae; Streptophyta; Magnoliopsida; Malpighiales; Euphorbiaceae. The transcript is spliced from 4 exons. Gene Ontology annotation, molecular function: polygalacturonase activity.